UUGUGGUUGGGAAUUGUGCUUAAAAAGUGUCGUACAAUGAAGACCGGUUUGUCAACGGCAAAGGUAGACGGAUGUCAUCUUUUUUUUGACAGGAAUUCAAUAUUUCUUUACAAGAUUAGCGCUGUGUGCGUCCUAGUCAUCCUGGCGGGGUCCUGGGCCCAGCAGCAGGAAGCUCCCCCCCUGUCGCCAUGUCCGAACGUGUUCAGCUAUGAACCCCCAGGGACGGAGCCGGGACGUUGGUACGGGGUCGUCAACCUGUCCACGGACAGCACGCUACAUUCUCUAUGGUUGAAUAUUGUGCUGGAUAGGAAAGCUGAUAUAUUAGGAAACUGGGUUGGAGACGUGUCAACGACAGACAAUACUGAUUUCAAGAUUGAGAACACAAAAAUGAAAAUCCACCCGGGCCCCGCUGUGGCCGUCCGCUUCUUUGUCCAGUACAGCCCGUUAAACCCACCGGUUCCCAAACUCAAGGCCAUCCGAUUAAACGGCAGAGAGAUCUGUAACGCCGAUACUCCAGUGCCAGUACAAGUUUACGACGCAGAAGACAGGCCAAGCAGACCUGAAAGCAGCUCCUAUAGACCUACAUCUCGGCAGACGGAAAGACCACGGCCUAAUGACCAAGGCUUGAGACCUAACGAUCAGAAUUCGCGACCAAGUGACCAGGGGAGACCGAACAAUCAAGGGAUCAGGCCAAAUGAAGGAUCUCGGCCUGGUGAUGACGUAUCCCGGCCUGUGGACACUUAUAACAGGCCUACUAGUAGACCGUCGAGGCCCACAAGUGGUAUAAGGCCCCAAGAUGAGGUCACAACUAGGCCUGUGCAGGGAACGCCGUCGCAAGAUGGACCUGUGUAUGUACGCCCCCCACAAGAUGCGGUGCCUUCCAAAAUAGACAAUGAUCCACCUAGGCGUAAUAUAAAUAUCAACCAACCGACCAGUUACCUCACCCCGUCUCCGCCCUUCCGUACCACGAGCACUGUCAGGAAUGACCCUGAGGACUUUGAUGACCCGAGCAGACCUGUGGAUCCAUCAGAAUAUUUCGGGGGUGGACAGCCCACUAUCGUGGUGCCGGCCAAUGGAGGCAACGGUCAGAGCCACUAUGACCGGGAUGUACAACAAAAUGAAUGCGGUAAAGUGGUGCGGCAGAAUCCCAACGCGCUGGUUAUAAAUGGAGCUCCUACGUACGAAGGCGAGUGGCCCUGGCAGAUCGCGUUAUACCAGACUCAGACCAUAGACUACAAGUACAUCUGCGGCGGAACCCUGGUCUCCCACCGUCACGUCAUCACGGCAGCUCACUGCGUUACUCUGAAGAACAGGAACCGAGUGGUGAACAAGGGUACCUUGACGGUCUACCUCGGGAAACACAACCUGAGGACAUCCACAACUGGUGUCGAAAUCAGAGCUGUAGAAGAUAUCAUUACGCAUCCUCAGUAUAACGCGACCAGCUUCAGCCGGGAUCUAGCAGUGUUGGUCCUUCGUGAUCCGGUGCAAUACACAGAUUGGGUGCGGCCUGUCUGUCUAUGGCCAGAAAAUCUAGUGGAUAUCAGCAAUAUUAUCAACAAAAAAGGAUCGGUCGUGGGAUGGGGCUUCGACGAGACGGGCUCAGCGACCGAAGAGCUGAACCUAGUAGAGAUGCCGAUAGUCAACCAACUGACCUGCAUCAAGUCUUACCCAGAAUUCUUCGUCCGCUACACCUCCGAGUACACGUACUGCGCGGGCUACAGAAAUGGUACUCGAGUCUACAAUAAAGAUACGGGAACUGUAGAAAGUUCAUCAGUCUGCAAUGGUGACAGCGGUGGUGGUAUGGUGUUCAAAAUUGACGACCGCUGGUACCUCCGAGGGCUGGUCUCCUUAUCCGUAUCCAGGCACAACGAGCGCCGCUGUGACCCCCAACAUUACAUAGUGUUUACGGAUUUAGCCAAGUUCUUGCCGUGGCUCAAACAGCAUAUAGCCGAUUACUGAUAGUUGUGCGCCGGUGUCAAGUAGUCCUCGACAGUUAGGAAUUGGUUUAAUUGAUUUUAGACCUUAAGAGUUGGUUUGAAAAGGUAAAUUUUCGUACGAUGCGAUUUCGGUUGGAUUUCAAAAAUUUUUUUUCAAAGCAAUCAUAUUUAGCGCUAUAUUUUGUUGCGCGAAAAACAGUUAAUUCUUGUCGCUUACAAUUACUUACUUGAAUGCAAUUUAAACCCUAGUCUUACCGCAUAAGGUCUGAUUUCGUUUAGGUUCUCCAGUUCUGCUAAUUAUGAAAGGACUAUUCGCCAUUUUGUUGUAAGAUAGUUUAAAGCUGUUAAGAUUUAAUGAAGUGAUCAGAAUUGAAACAGUCGUUUCACUUUGCAAGGAAUGAGUGAAAUUCUUCUGAUUUCUUUUGGCGUUUGUUUUUUUUUUCGAAUCAAUAAUUACAUUUCCUUUAACUACAAAACAAAUGAACUUGAAAAACUGACGUAGUGUUGCCAAUUUACAUUUAAACUGCGAUGUCAACAUUUAAAUGAUUUUUAUUUAGCCCUGUUAAUAUUGCUUCUAAAUGUCGGUACUUGUAUGUAAAUGCAAAUACCAGUAAUUAAAAUUUUAUUUUAUCAUUGUACCUUUAUCAAUAACUUUAAAAUAUACGAAUAUUAAAUAAUAUUUGACAGAUCUUUGCAAUAUAAAUUACCGCCCUCUAGUGGCGAAAAAAGGACUCAAACUAGUAUUUAUUAACAACUCAAUUAAAGGCAGCUACAUUUCAUAGACAUUUUUAUAAUGAUGACUAAUUGAUUAAUUAUAAAAUAUAGUUUCUCCUUAAGGUAUGCUCUCUAUGACCUAAAAAUGCCUCAUGUACUUAAGAAACUAUUGAUGUUCCAGAUUAAAAAAAUAUAUUAAUUUAUUUGAAACAAGUGUAGAUUUACACACUUGCUUAAUAUAUAUGUAGAUAUUAUCAAACAUGAGAACAAUAUUUUUAUACUUCGACAUUCCAACUAUUUAAUAG
Amyelois transitella is the source of this 2956-nucleotide messenger RNA. Its product is annotated as serine proteinase stubble. The record is from RefSeq and is a predicted model, not a curated record. The transcript is spliced from 11 exons. Gene Ontology annotation, molecular function: serine-type endopeptidase activity. The coding region runs from base 37 to 1959 and encodes 640 amino acids. NCBI's taxonomy places the organism in Eukaryota, Metazoa, Arthropoda, Insecta, Lepidoptera, Pyralidae. Gene Ontology annotation, biological process: proteolysis.